This is a messenger RNA of Psammomys obesus (fat sand rat), 1170 nucleotides long. RefSeq names its product coilin (gene Coil). The transcript is spliced from 3 exons. Bases 23 to 304 code for a protein of 93 amino acids. The record is from RefSeq and is a predicted model, not a curated record. Lineage: Eukaryota; Metazoa; Chordata; Mammalia; Rodentia; Muridae.
GUGGCUUGUAGUAUAUGACAAUAUGCUAUUUUACAUGUCGAUUUUUGACUUGGUCUUUUAUUUUUGGAAGGAAGGAAAAAUAUUAAGCCACGAUCCGGAGACCCAGCAGGUGGACAUAGAGGUCCUGUCUUCCUUACCAGCUUUGAAAGAGCCUGGGAAGUUUGAUUUGGUCUAUCACAAUGAAAAUGGAACCGAGGUGGUGGAGUACGCCGUGACACAGGAGAAGAGGAUCACUGUGCGCUGGAAAGAGCUGAUCGAUCCCAGGCUGAUUAUUGACCCUUCCAGUAGCAUCUCCAGUAAAUAACCUCUGACCUCGCCACCUCGCCGCCUACAGUUGUAUUGUUUUGUGAAUGUGACCAUAGCCCGAAGUUUGAAAAAGCAAGAUUAAACGUUGUUUGGACUUUUUGAUAUCUUCACUUUACCCUAGUAGGAAAAAAAAAAAAAUCUACCUCAUCAUUUAGAGUAACAAGGGUGUUGUUUGUGGACCCUUAUUUCCUUCAGGCUAAAGCCAGUAACCCAAGUGAAAACGUGACGUUCCCCGUGAGCAGACCAGUGUGGCAGUGUGCCUGGCUCUCUGCGACCGCUUGGCCACCAGUAGCGGUCGUCACGCAAGGCCAUACAUAGGAGUGUGCUGUGCAUCUUGUUUUGUCUGUCUGUCUGUCUGUUUUUGUCUGUUAAGUCACAUCUUAAAGUAUUAAGGCAUGUUUCUUGACUUAAUUUUUUAACAUGUGAGCUGUUCUGUUAAGCGUGGAGGAGCUCACGCAUCCUAAGCAUUGUAUACUUGUCAUCCUCCAGAGUUAGCGGAGUUGGCUAAGUUAAAGAACCCUUUCCUGUUUUUCCAGCUGUAAACUGGGACUUUCAGGGCCCGGUGCACUGGGUAGUGGGGAGACAUCCUGGUUGUAUUGUCUGGAGGAGCGCCGACCUCGCACUGCCAGAGGGCUGGCCACGAACCCCAGAGCAGGCUGGAGCAAGUGAUCUUGCCGCAGGAUGCCUGCAGCUUGGCUCGGUGUGCUAAAAUGAGGAUCCUGAACAGAGCCUUCCUUUUCUGUUAUUAUUCACCAUAAAGCUAACGGCUGAAUAUAAACUGUGAAAAUCGCUUUCUUUUAACAAAAUCUCAGAUCCCUCCUUCAGCUUUGCAAGUUUUUAAAUAAAAUCAUACGGAACCCAGUA